Molecule: messenger RNA, 2096 nt
Organism: Schistocerca piceifrons (Central American locust)
Lineage: Eukaryota; Metazoa; Arthropoda; Insecta; Orthoptera; Acrididae
Gene: Octbeta2R
Product: octopamine receptor beta-2R
Exons: 2
Coding region: 103-1260 (385 amino acids)
Biological process (GO): adenylate cyclase-activating adrenergic receptor signaling pathway
Cellular component (GO): membrane
Molecular function (GO): octopamine receptor activity
Source: RefSeq, a predicted model, not a curated record
GCGGCCGUCUCCGACGUCAACGCCACGGGCGUCUUGGCCGCCUACGAAGCACCAGAGCAGCACUGGUCGUCAGUACUCAUCCUGGCGCUCAAGGGCACCGCCAUGGCGUGCAUCAUAGUCGCCGCAAUCCUCGGCAACCUCCUGGUCAUCGUGAGCGUCAUGAGGCACCGCAAACUGCGCAUUAUCACCAACUACUUCGUCGUGUCGCUCGCGUUCGCCGACCUGCUCGUCGCCAUGGUCGUCAUGCCGUUCAACAUGAGCGUGCAGAUCAACGAGCGCUGGCUGUUCGGCUUCUUCAUGUGUGACGUGUGGAACUCGCUGGACGUCUACUUCUCCACGGCGUCCAUCCUUCACCUGUGCUGUAUCAGCGUCGACCGCUACUGGGCCAUCGUGAAGCCGCUCAAGUACCCCAUCAACAUGACGAAGCGCGUCGUCGCUUUCAUGCUGGUCGGCACUUGGUUGUCCCCGGCUAUCAUAUCCUUUCUUCCCAUUUUCAUGGGCUGGUACACGACGUUCGAAAACCAGAGGUUCCGCGAGGAGAACCCCGACCUCUGCGAGUUCAAAGUGAACAAGUGGUACGUGGUUGUGUCGUCGCUGAUCUCCUUCUGGAUCCCGUGCACCAUCAUGAUCUUCACGUACCUGGCCAUCUUCCGCGAGGCCAACCGGCAGGAGAAGCAGCUGCACUCGCGCAUCGGCAACGCGAUGCUCAUGAACCAUCACCGCAACAGCCGCGAGUACGCCAACAGCAACGGGGACGUUAUGAGCAGCAGCGGCGGCUCCUCCAAGACGCUCACCUUGCACGAGGUCCACCACGGGGACGUGCACUCGACCCCCACCAAGGACCGCAACAUCAUCAAGAUGAAGCGCGAGCACAAGGCGGCGCGGACGCUGGGCAUCAUCAUGGGCACGUUCAUCCUGUGCUGGCUGCCCUUCUUCCUGUGGUACGUGUCAACGUCGCUGUGUGACACCUGUCCGUGCCCGGACCUGGUCGUCGACCUGGUCUUCUGGAUCGGCUACUUCAACUCGACGCUGAACCCCAUCAUCUACGCGUACUUCAACCGUGACUUCCGCGAGGCGUUCAAGAACACGCUGCAGUGCGCCUUCUGCAGCCUGUGCCGGCGGCCGCCGUCCGACCUGGACGCGCUCGACGUGCGCCGGCACUCGCUGCGCUACGACGAGCGCACGCGGAGCAUCUACUCGGAGACCUACCUCAGGCACAUCGACCGCCGGCGCUCCAGCGAGUUCGGCUCCAGCCUGUGAUCCGAGGCCACCGCGCUCUAGCUGCCGGGCUCGCUGCCUCGGCACUGCCGCAUCGCAGUCGAUGCCUUCUAGAGUGCGGUGCUACGUACCCUCUCCACAAAGCAAUAACGGACUGCAAAGUGAUACCCACGGCUGCAACGAGUGGUCCUCCCCAGCUCUCUAGCCCCGUCUCGCCAAGUGUUUUCUGUGCCCGAGAUACAGUUUUGCUAACACGGCUGUCGUGCGACUAGGAGUUGACGCUUACAGCGAAUUGUGAUACGUAGGUGUUGUGUAAAUGCCACAAAUAAAAAUAAAUAUGUGGAUGUGAACGCUAUACAGGACGGAAACUGUGUAUAAAGAAGACGUGUAAAGCCACUGUGUCACUUUUUUUUUUAGUGGUCGCAUUCCAGUGAACACCCAGUGUUAUGUUCCUAGAGCUCAUAAACCUGACAAAUCUGCCAGUGUAGGUUGAUCGCAUAUGAUGUUACUAACUUUCAUCAAUGGCGGAAAACGAUAAAUGUAUCAAUUUGAAGCGAGGGACCCAGGUCCGGAAACGAUAGGGUCGAAAAUCAUAGAAAAAAUUGUUCUGAUACCUCUGACAGUCGAAUCCAGUUGUUAUCGCUAAGACUGUAGGAGAGGCAACUUUCAGAGAUGGCAAUAUGGACCUAAACCAGAAAAAAAUGCCUAGUAAACAUUAGCUCUUUAGUGCGUACCAUAAGAGCAACGAGCACAUGAUCACAUGUUCUGUAGGAGAGAUGUGUUUCACAACAGCAAACAGAGCGAGUUAGCGCAGUGGUUAGCACUCUGGACUCGCAUUCGGGAGGACGACAGUUCAAACCCGCAUCCGGCCAUCCUGA